UGAUGAGAAGGGUUGAAGAAAAUCACCAUGCAAGUUCACUGCAGUUAGCUAAAGAAGUAGACAGCCAAACUGGAAUGACUGUUUCCUGUGACACAAUACAGCGUACACUGCAGAGGAAUGGCAUGCAUGGGUGUCAUCCACGAAGGAAGCCUCUCCUAAAGCCCAUGCACAAAAAAGCCCACCUAGAAUUUGCCAGGGCCCAUGCUGAAAAAAAGAACACUACUGACACUCUAUACUCUGGAGUCAUGAGACCAAGAUAAAUGUUUUUGGAGCUGAAGGCUUCAAUACGUGAGGAGUACAAAGAAAAAUGCAGGGUGCCUACAGUGAAUAUGGUGGUAGCAGUGCCCUUCUGUGUGGAUGCAUGAGUGCUGCUGAUUACUGCUCUAUAUUGAAAGAGAAGAUGCUACCAUCACUCAGUACCCGUGGUCGUCGUGUACUUUUUCCAACAUGACAUAGAUUCAAAACACACAUCUAAGGCCGCUGUUGCAUUUCUAAAGAAAAACAGGGUGAAAGCGAUUCUGUGGUCAAAUAUGUCUCCUGAUCUGAAACCAAUUGAACACUUAUGGGGAAUUCUGA
Molecule: messenger RNA, 576 nt
Organism: Staurois parvus
Lineage: Eukaryota; Metazoa; Chordata; Amphibia; Anura; Ranidae
Source: the annotation of a GenBank genome assembly